CCUUCUUUCAACUCGACAUCGUGGUCAGCUGCAAGAGUAGGCCAACAACUCCGAUCAACAUGGUUUCUAUAAAAGCUUCAAUGGCCAUGGCCGACACAGUAUCAUGGUGCUGCGCCAUUGCUCUGAUAACCCUUAUUCUAAUUAGCUCCAUAAAAGAUGGCACUGCAAAUAAUCCUGUACGAGGAAGGCAACUUCAAGACAGACCCUGUGACGAAAUCUAUGUCGUCCGAGAAGGAGAAACCCUUCAUACCAUCAGUGAUAAAUGUGGUGACCCGUAUAUAGUCGAGCGCAACCCCCAUAUCCAUGACCCUGAUGAUGUUUUUCCUGGACUUGUCAUAAGGAUUACACCUACAAAUCCCAGGUUGAAGCUGCAGCCGAGGCAUUAGUGGAACGCGUUAGCCGUUUGUUCACAGGUGAAUAAAUUGAACUCAGAAAAAAUUCUUAUAGCCUCUUGUGGAUUUAAAAAAGUCUGGCGUAACAGAAAUAUUUCUUGUUCUUGAUAUCUGAUUCCAGAAUUUCCUUUUACCUCUUUUGAUAUUUAUUCUCAUUAGGAGCCAUAGCUUUUGAUUGAUUUCACUGUUGGAUAUAGCUUUCCAAUUUUGGAAUUUGAUUGUUACUCAAAAUGGUGGAUUAAACUACUUGUACAUACAAAAUGUACGUUUUGAUUGACACCUCCUAGGAGAAAUCAUAAACGAAAGAGUACUCAUUUAUGUCCA
Olea europaea var. sylvestris is the source of this 716-nucleotide messenger RNA. RefSeq lists its product as uncharacterized. Lineage: Eukaryota; Viridiplantae; Streptophyta; Magnoliopsida; Lamiales; Oleaceae. The record is from RefSeq and is a predicted model, not a curated record. The transcript has a single exon. The coding region runs from base 60 to 386 and encodes 108 amino acids.